AUGAAAAUAUUGCUAAUUCCUGCUGCACUCUAUUUUAUUAUUACUGGAUGGUUCUUAUUAACUGAUUCUAAAUUACCAUAUUAUCCAUUUUAGCAUGUCUUCUAUUUAAUUCCUUAUGUAAAAUACAUAUUUAAUUAGCCAUUAAUCUAAUCAUUGGUAAUCAUCUUAUUGGGAAUUUGUGUAUUUUUAGAUUAAAAGCGAUUGUUAUGUAUUUUCAUGUUGUUAGCCAUUUCUGACAUGAUUAUUAUUUUAUACUAAGCCUAUUCUCUAUACAUGUAAGAAUUGAGUGAGGCACUUAAUCAGUAACAAUCGAAUUUUAUAGUUAAGUGUUGGAUAUAAAUGCUUUCUCUUAGGCAUAAUCUUGGAAUCAAUGAGAAACAAUGUGGAAUAAUAAAUAAGCAAAUAAAAAUGA
This is a messenger RNA of Paramecium pentaurelia, 412 nucleotides long. Lineage: Eukaryota; Ciliophora; Oligohymenophorea; Peniculida; Parameciidae. The record is from the annotation of a GenBank genome assembly.